AUGCUUUUAGUCUCAGUGUUGGACGCUGUAAAAAGGUCGAAUGUUGGGUUUGGAAAUAGUUGUAGUUUUGUGAAUGGUGACCAAUCCGCUGAGGCUCGGAGGUGCGGUAUUGUGAAUCCUUGUAAAGUCGCACUUACAGAGAGGACGGAGGAAUUGUUGAGAGGAGGACCGAAGUUUUGUGUAAAUGUAAAACCGUCGAGAGUAGAUGUUUUUUCCGCGAUCCAGACAAUUGCUAGAAAAGUAGGGUUAGACGAAAGGGUUGCUUUUGUGGACUACGCGGUCAGUAGAAAGGAAAGAGUAGUGGAUGAUUCGUAUAAAAAAGACAGGAGGAAUUUUCAGGCCAUCACGGAAGUAAGAAAGGACUUUAAAUCUAGAUCACUGGAAUUGUUACAGACCGAUAAGAGCGGUAUGUUUGCCGUCCUUCCAUUGGCGGUUUUUGAAAAAAAGUCAACAGAGGCAUUGGACUCGGUAUUCAUGGCAUGGCAAGGCAAGUUGGGAAAAUUAAGGAAGGACAUCUCAGCUACACUUAAAGACGAGGGUUUAGAGACCUUAGCCAGGAAAGUCCUGAUUCAGCCGAGAAGUACUUUAAGUUUAAAAUUCUUCUUAAAGGACCACAAGCCGGAAAUGCCGUUCCGCACGGUUAUUAAUGAGAACGGAACGUGGCAAAGCAUGGUUUCGAAGUUUCUUCAAAAAGGUUUAGACUUCGCUAGAUUGGAAAACAGUCUUUCGUUAAGAAACUCAGACGAUUUUGUUCAGAUUUUAGAUGCUCACCAUGGGAGGCAAUGCUCGUUGAUCUCGAUGGACAUUAACGAUCUGUACUAUUCUCUUGAAAAACAGCUGUUGAUGAGUAGGGUUAGAGAGGCUUUGGAGCGUAAUUUGGUAAAAUUUCAACCAGGUACGGGGAUUCCGGUAGAUAGUUUUUUAGCGAUCCUGGAUCUUUAUCUUAAAGCCACGGUAGUGGAGUUCAAGGAACGCAUGUGGAUUCAAAAGAAGGGUGUGUGUAUUGGGUCUGCGGUGGCACCUAUUUUGGCAGAAAUUUAUUUAAACUCUUUGGACAACGCGAUCUCGGAAAGGCUGGCAGUUUGGGGGUCGGGUGAAGUUUUAGUGAGAAGGUAUGUUGAUGACAUUGUGGUCAUGAGCUUUCAUGGGAAGGAUACGGGAGCAAUAGAGAGUCUGGUGAGAGCCUCAGCACCGGAACUUACCUUUACUGUUGAAGAGCCAGACAGAGGAGUUUUGCAGUUUUUGGAUUUACGUAUUCACGUAAUGACCAAUUCAAAUUGGUCAUUACAGACACGUCAUACCAUGAUUUAUUUUAUGGCUCAACUAAAUGGGGGGGGGGGGGACAAUGAGGAUCACGCUGUCAACAAGCGCACUAGUUUGCUUCAUGAAGUUCCUAACAAUGAAAACCAAAAAAACGUUCAAAACGAGAGACCAAAAAAUAAGAACAGUUUGUAA
Ixodes scapularis (black-legged tick) is the source of this 1455-nucleotide messenger RNA. RefSeq lists its product as uncharacterized. The transcript has 2 exons. The coding region runs from base 1 to 1455 and encodes 484 amino acids. Lineage: Eukaryota; Metazoa; Arthropoda; Arachnida; Ixodida; Ixodidae. The record is from RefSeq and is a predicted model, not a curated record.